AUGGAUACCACAGGUCGAACGACGGUUCUACACGCAGUCGUUCGCCAUAGCGUACCAUGUCUUCACCUCAUACUCGAGGCAGGUGGUAACCCGAAUCCCAAAAUGCCAAAAGGUACAUUUAGAAGCAGUCCUUUAACCGCCGCUGGAUUUGGUGGAAUGCCGGAAAUGCUAAGGCUUCUCCUGGAUUUUGGUGGCGAUCCCAAUGCAUGUAAUCCAGAAGGAUUGACAGCAUUACAUUCCGUUGCACGUACUCGGAAUGUUGAUUGUGCACUUACAUUACUUGAAUUUGGUGCGAAUCUGAAUGCAUUAUCUAGCAAUGGAAGAACUCCACUAACUACAGCACUCAUUCACAACAACCAUGAAGUCUUACAACUUUUCGUGGAUCGUUGUUAUGAGUACAUGAUGGAUACUAGUCUCAAAGGUACGCAUGGAUUAUUUAUACGAAAGGCGAAACCCAGAACAUAAAGUUUAGUUACCAUAAGAUGACUGAUAGCUCAUAACAUGCAGGUCCACAGUUACUCCCAAUAAUCGCCGAGCAUGCUGAUAUCAAAACAAUGACCAUUCUUGCAUUAUCCAAACCCCUCAAAUUGUCCUAUGAUUUGAGCAUCAAUAGUCUGGCAGAAAGCCGCGAAAUCCUCCAGCAACGUCGCGAUUAUGAUGGAAAAAACGGGCGAAGCUUUUGAUGAACUGGUCAGCAUUGUCCAAGCAGAUGAAGGGGGUUCCGAUUCUCCUGACAGUCUGUUGGAAUCUGGAAUCUUCUACUCUGCCACAUCUUCAUUUCAUUCCGACCUUGCUGAUGCUAUGGCGAAACUGAACUCUGCUAAUGUCAGUUCUUCGGAGGAAUCUAUGGAUGAGAAUUCAGAUAAGUCAGAUUCUGCACAAGCUUCGCCGGUCACAUGA
This is a messenger RNA of Hymenoscyphus albidus, 900 nucleotides long. The record is from the annotation of a GenBank genome assembly. NCBI's taxonomy places the organism in Eukaryota, Fungi, Ascomycota, Leotiomycetes, Helotiales, Helotiaceae.